AUGACGAAUGCUAUGUUUUCUUUCGGGGAUUUCAAUUUCGGUGGAGUUCAUGAUAUAUUCAGCUCAACUGAGAAAGGUUUUGAUGGCAUGGAAGCGGAGAACAAUAUGGCGAAACAAGUGAAUUUGUUUGGAGCAGAGGAAUGGGGGAAGUUGGGGGAAUUUGGUUCCGUUGAUUCGGAUCAUGGAUUCCAUGGAAAUGACUACUCCUCUGGAGGAAACUUGUUUCCCAAGUAUCAACAAGAAGAACAGCAGCAGCCACUGAUUUCAUACUAUGGACUGUAUGAUGCCAUGCAGUUUGAUCCUCUCUCGAUGCCAUUCCAAGCGUGCUUAGGGAAGAUUGCAAAGCUCGAAGACAUCCCAAAUUUGGUUCCACAUGUUGAACCAAAGAAAGAGAAGCGAGACCCUUUCUCCUCGUUGGCAGGGCUUGAUCUCUUGAACAGCUAUGGCAGUGGGUUUAAGCGGUUGAAUGGAGAAAGAAAUUUUGAGUCAAGCAACUACAACGCGUGCACAGAUCAGGUGGCUACAGGCAGGAAGCUUUCAACUGAAGAAAUCAUGAGGGUGGCAGGAGCAAGGUUCAUUCAGACUUAUUCUCAAGUGUCUGAUGUUCCCUCCAUGCUGAGCCAUCCGUUUGCAUCCUCCUUUUCGGGCCUGUCAUAUGAGGAAGCUAGAGACGUGGAGCUUGUUGAGUUCCUUCUUGCUUCUGCAGAGAAAGUAGGUUAUCAGCAGUAUGAGCGUGCUGGGAAUUUGCUUAAACGUUGUGAUUCACGUUCUUCCAGUACCGGGAAUCCAGUUGAACGAGUGGUUCACUUUUUUUCUGAAGCUCUCCAGGAGAAGAUUGAUCGAGAAACUGGAAGAGUCGCACCACAAGUUUUGAGGACCAAGCAGUCAUUUGAUGUUGAUAGGGCAAUGAAGAUUCCAAAUGAUACCUACCUGGCAUGUCAAAUCAAGCUUCCCUUUGGGCAAGUCGUACAACUUGCUGGAAUUCAAGCCAUUGUGGAAAAUGUGGCUGAGGCUAAGAAGGUGCAUGUGAUUGAUCUGGAAAUCCGGAAUGGGGUGCAGUGGACAGGUCUGAUGCAAGCCUUAGCAUCACGUUGUGAUUGUCUGCUUGAGCUUCUCAAGAUAACUGCUGUUGGAACUACUUGUAGAGAAUCGGUUGAGGAAACAGGUAAGAGGUUGGGGAGUUUUGCACAAACCAUGAACUUACCCUUUUGUUUUAAAAUAGUGAUGGUAGAAGACAUGCUAGAUCUCAAAGAAGACAUGUUCGAGCUAGAUUCUGAAGAAACAGUUGUGGUCUACUCUGAAUUCGCGCUGAGGAGCAUGGUUCCAAAACCAGAUCGACUCGAAUCUGCAAUGAAGGUGAUAAAAAACAUCCGUCCAUGUUUAACUGUGGUCACUGAAGUUGAGGCAAAUCACAACUCGCCAGUCUUUGUAACUCGCUUUAUUGACGCCCUUUUCUACUUCGCUGUGUACUUUGACUGCUUGGAAACUUGCAUCCAACGAGAUGAUCCAAACAGAAGUAUUUUGGAAUCAAUGUACUUUGGGACAGGAAUUAGAAAUAUUGUGGCAAAUGAAGGAGAGGAAAGGAAUAUCCGAAAUGUGAAAAUUGAUGUUUGGAGGGCAUUUUUUGCGCGGUAUGGAAUGGAGGAGAUAGAAUUGAGUUCAUCGUCGUUGUACCAAGCAGACCUGAUUCUUAAGAAUUUUCCGUACGGAAAUUCUUGCACGCUCAAUAUGGAUGGGAAAUGCCUGCUUCUUGGAUGGAAGGGCACACCUCUCCAUUCUCUUUCUCUUUGGAAAUUUCUUUGA
Messenger RNA from Pyrus x bretschneideri (Chinese white pear), 1803 nucleotides. RefSeq names its product DELLA protein RGL3-like. Gene Ontology annotation, cellular component: nucleus. The transcript has a single exon. Gene Ontology annotation, molecular function: sequence-specific DNA binding; DNA-binding transcription factor activity. The coding region runs from base 1 to 1803 and encodes 600 amino acids. NCBI's taxonomy places the organism in Eukaryota, Viridiplantae, Streptophyta, Magnoliopsida, Rosales, Rosaceae. The record is from RefSeq and is a predicted model, not a curated record. Gene Ontology annotation, biological process: regulation of DNA-templated transcription.